This is a messenger RNA of Conger conger (European conger), 7802 nucleotides long. RefSeq names its product calcium/calmodulin-dependent protein kinase type II subunit alpha-like. Gene Ontology annotation, molecular function: ATP binding; calcium/calmodulin-dependent protein kinase activity; calmodulin binding. The record is from RefSeq and is a predicted model, not a curated record. Gene Ontology annotation, cellular component: neuron projection; cytoplasm. Lineage: Eukaryota; Metazoa; Chordata; Actinopteri; Anguilliformes; Congridae. Gene Ontology annotation, biological process: protein phosphorylation. Bases 70 to 1539 code for a protein of 489 amino acids. The transcript has 19 exons.
ACCCCGCGACCGGAACAAGGAAGAACCUGCACCAACCCUCACGCCAAGAUCCACCUCUCACCCCUCAGCAUGGCUACUAUCACCUGCACACGCUUCACCGACGAAUACCAGCUAUUCGAAGAACUGGGCAAGGGAGCCUUUUCAGUGGUGCGCAGGUGUAUGAAGGUCCUGUCAGGACAGGAGUAUGCUGCCAAGAUCAUCAACACCAAGAAGCUGUCUGCCAGAGACCACCAGAAGCUGGAGAGGGAGGCUCGCAUCUGCAGACUGCUGAAGCACCACAACAUCGUGCGACUUCAUGACUCCAUCUCAGAGGAGGGACACCACUACCUUAUCUUUGACCUGGUGACGGGAGGAGAGCUCUUUGAAGAUAUCGUGGCCCGAGAGUACUACAGCGAAGCGGACGCCAGCCAUUGUAUCCAGCAGAUCUUGGAGGCUGUCCUUCACUGCCAUCAGAUGGGCGUGGUCCACAGAGAUCUCAAGCCAGAGAACCUGCUGCUGGCGUCCAAGUCCAAGGGGGCAGCGGUGAAGCUGGCCGACUUCGGCCUGGCCAUCGAGGUUGAAGGGGACCAACAGGCCUGGUUUGGCUUUGCCGGCACACCGGGUUACCUGUCUCCUGAGGUUCUGCGGAAGGAUCCGUAUGGGAAGGCUGUGGACCUGUGGGCGUGUGGUGUAAUCCUGUACAUCCUGUUGGUGGGCUACCCCCCAUUCUGGGAUGAGGACCAGCACAGACUAUACCAGCAAAUCAAAGCUGGGGCCUAUGAUUUUCCCUCCCCGGAGUGGGACACUGUUACUCCGGAGGCUAAGGACCUCAUCAACAAGAUGUUGACCAUCAACCCCGCGAAGCGCAUCACCGCCUCAGAGGUCCUCAAGCACCCCUGGAUUUCGCACCGGUCCACAGUGGCCUCCUGCAUGCACAGACAGGAGACCGUCGAGUGCCUGAAGAAGUUCAACGCCAGGAGGAAGCUGAAGGGUGCGAUUCUGACAACUAUGCUGGCCACGAGGAACUUUUCUGGAGCCAAAAGCGUGGGGAACAAGAAGAGCGAUGGAGUGAAGAAAAGGAAGUCCAGUUCCAGUGUGCAGCUGAUGGAAUCGUCUGAAAGCACCAACACGACCAUCGAGGACGAGGACACCCGAGUGCGGAAACAGGAGAUCAUUAAGGUGACCGAGCAGCUCAUCGAGGCGAUCAGCAACGGAGACUUCGAGGGCUACACGAAGAUGUGCGAUCCCAGCGUGACGGCCUUCGAACCCGAGGCUCUGGGAAACCUGGUGGAGGGCCUGGAGUUUCACCGAUUCUACUUUGAGAACCUGUGGUCGAAGAACAGCAAGCCGGUGCACACCACCAUCCUGAACCCGCACAUCCACCUGGUGGGGGAGGAGGCGGCCUGCAUCGCCUACGUCCGCAUCACGCAGUACAUCGACCCCAACGGCAUGCCCCGCACCGCGCAGUCCGAGGAGUCCCGCGUCUGGCACCGCCGCGACGGGAAGUGGCAGAUCGUCCACUUCCACCGCUCUGGAGCUCCCUCCGCCAUCACCAAAUAAUACCCCCCGGGCUGAGUUCCAAGGUUCAAAGCAAUUCAUGAGGAUCGUCGUCUCCAUGGUACCGGUGACCAGCUGACCGAAGGGGGGCGGGGUUGAGAGUCCAUCCUCUGCAUCUUUUGUCUUUUACUUGAAACCCCAGCACGACACCCCCCACCCCGCUCCACCAACGCGUAUGGUAUCAUCCAACGCCUGCGCACCCCUGCUCCAUCAAUACGAAUGGUAUCAUCCAAAAAAACAAACAAACAAACAAACAAACCGGCAAACAAAAAAAGACACUAUCGUUGUCAUGACUGCUGUACAUAACUGAGCUGAAUGGUCUGGACUUUUGCUGGGUUUUUUUUCCUUCAUACGGGGCAUGGAUAUUGUCUUUGGUAUGGUUGUCUUUUCCUUUGCAGUUUAUGAACUUCAUUAAUAUUCAGAGCUUGUGUGAGACUCCAUGCACGAUCGCCAGUGACCUUGUUUCUGGGUUGCUACCGACAUUGUCACUGGUUCUGUCAUGACAUUUAGGAAAUGGCCUUCCGUUACAGAUUAAAAACAGGCCCGACUCUAUAUUCAGUGUUUUGAUCCGAUGUGGACUGUUAGCAAUGGAUAAGCAUCCCUCUCCCCCCCCAUCUCUCCCCCCCUGAAAGGUGCAAUAGGUAAUUUCACACCCUCAAACCACAACACUGUUUAUCCCACCCCCUUCUCUGUGAACGCACUGACGUUGAAACCUCCCCCCCCCCCCCCCCACCUCCACGCCAUUGGCUGUGACAAUUAGAACCAAUGAGCUUGAAGUAUUCUACAGCUGUACAAUGUUUUGGCUCAGAGUGCCGGUCCUUCAACUGUAUAUUUUUCAACCCAAAUUGAAGAACUAUAAACACAGGCAGAGGGUGAGUCAACAUGUCAGUGAGCCUUUUUCAACGAUAAGAAGGGAUUUACAAUGGGCUUGUAACAAUGCUUUAACACAAAAAUCUUACCUGUUGUACCUGUAAGAUUACCUUUGACGCAACCACAACUGUCGUUUCCAUUACUCCGCCGAGCAUAAAGACUGCCUAGCAUUGUAAAACUACUGUAUUUUUUAUCACUAGGUGUAACCCACUAUCACAGCAUAUUUAUCAUGUACUGUAUAUAGAAGCCCUGGAAUGUAGAUGUUCCCCUUAUCCCAUUUAAUGUACACUAUAUUCAGACCUUUGAUUGGUUAUUUUCUGAAAACAUAUGAGAAGAAUGGGCCACAGGAUCCUACCAGUAUCUUACUCAAGUGUGACCUAGCCUUGUUUGGUGUGUCAGUUCCUGUUUUUAUUGCAUUUAAAAUGGCUGGAUUUCCCUGGAUAAAAUGGCUAAUUAGCAUUAGAGUUGCAGUUCACUAUAGCCCAGUGGCUACGGUGCUACAGGGACUGGAAGGUUGUUGGUUCAAGCCCUGGUGUUGCCUCAAUAAGAUCAGUGCAGCUGUUGGGCCCUUGAGCAAGGCCCUUAACCCCACAUUGCUCCAGGGGGGAUUGGCCCCUGCUUAUUCUAAUGAACUGUAAGUCACUUCCGGCUCAAUAACUGUAUUGCAGUGUCAUUAUGUUUGGGGAACUGAACUUGCAAUUCUAAGGUUGUGGGUUUUGAUUUCCAAGUGGGGCAAUACCUUCCUUGAGCAUGUCACAGUGCUUAAGCUUGACUGUUUCAGCUCAUAUCCAGCUGUGUAAAUGGAUAGUAUGUAAAAGGGCAUGCUGGAGAGGAGUGCGUGCUAAAAGCUUGAAAUGUCAGAUGUGGACUAAAAUGAGCGAAAGUUCGCAAUAGCUGUCAGAAUUUUGUGAAAUGGGUCGACAUGUUCUACCGCGUGCUCUCAUGAUCCGAACACGGAGAGAAAGCAUUCCUCAAAUCCUGCAUUCAGAACAAACGGCACUUUUUCAGAAACGCGUUUUCCGAAAAGACACAGAGAAGAUUCCAGAUUCGUUUGACAAAUGCCAGGUCGAGAUCUACGAAAGCAUGCACCUCGAUUUAACAGCAAAUGAACCUCUACGAUACCCUCUGCUACAGUUCUUCUGCCUUCUGUCUACCUGUCCCACUGAUCUAGAGUCAGUGUAGCCAUUUAGCUCAUAAUGGGAUAGGUACUGGCAUAGCCAAGGCUAACUGAUCCCAGAUCAGCUGGGGGGACUAUGUAAAACACUGCUUUAAUUCUUCCAGUGGUUUAAGUAAUACAUGGCGUCAUUUCCUUUCUCCACUUAGUCCCUUUCACUUCCAUUAUAAACCCAUUUAUACAUACAACUCAAAUCAACCUGCUUAAAACGGGAGGAGAGAUUCUCAAUAAUAGAAUAAGUCCAUCAUAGACUUUGUUGUAAAGAAAUGUUAAUUUAACCAGAAAGCCCCUGUCUGUUAUGUGCACAUUUAAAAAAUUUAAGGACCCAAAGAUGUCGUAGCUUGACGUUCUAAGUAAAGUGAACUCUUGACCCAAGAUCGUCACGGUAGCUACGCUGCUUGCUCCUGCUCUCAACUGCUCUGACAUUGAACAGAGGCUUCCAUUUUGUGUCCUGGAGACAACUACACUAUAUAAACGCCCCCAAUAUGAUGAUGCCAUUCACCUGCCAUAGGCCGAAACAUUCAGCAGGAUUUGAACGUGCUCCACCUGAUAGUACACAAAGUGAGGGUCCCAGCUCGGAAUUCUUAGUCCCAGGACAACACAUAUCGGGAGCCAAUAUAGUUUGUGACAAAUUAAACGUAGUUGCACCCCAUGUGUGGUAAAGACAGUCUCCCAUUUGUACCUCCUGCCUGUGGCCCUGCAGGACCGUAUCUCAAUAAUAGUUGAUGGUGGACAAGCCGGGUGAAAAUCCCCAGGUACAUAACGUUUAAAGGAUGGAAAUGACGGCACACUUCCUAACUUACAGAGGUUACUGAGAGAAAAACGGCUAUUUCGCGUCUCUUCCAUUCUGACACCAUUUUGUGGAUGGCAGGGGUAUUUUUAUAUGGCAUAUUUUGCAGAUUGUAUAUUAGUUUUCUUUUCCAUUGAUGAGAAAAUGUGUAUACAGAGACUUUCAUAUAAGAACUUCCAUUAGACAAGCUUGUGGUGAUUACUGAAUGUUUGCUCUUUGGCGUAAGGUAACAUAUCUUCCAGGUAUUUGGCACAUUCAUUGUUUAAAAUGUGACACCAGGAGGAUUUAUCUGAUCUGUGUACAAAUAUCUCUGUGUACAUAUAUAUAAAAAAACCAAACGAAAAAAAAACUAUUGCUUUAAUAUUUCAGUCUCAAAACAAUUUCGCUUGGAUUGAAGCAUGCAGUUUGUACUGGUUGUUUGUGUUUUUUAGAAGUACUAAUACAUGUAUCUAAUACUAUUAUUAUGCACACGUAAUUUUGACAGGCAAAAGAAAUGCAAAUAAACUUUGAUGAUUGACGAUUAAUGUUAUUUUCUACUUGAGGAAUAUUUAGAGGGUAGUUAAUGUCCUGUCCCCCAACAUAAAAGAAUGGACAAAACAGAUAAUUUUAUGAUCAUUAUUUCUUGUAUUCAGGGGACCAAAGUCAGAUUUAUUUCCCCAGCUGGUGGUUUCACUUCAUCAUAUCUGUAUAUUAUUUGCAUGUGCGGUGAGUAUUUUGGUUCUCCCCACUGAAUCGGUCAACGAUCACCUCGGGCACCACUGUUUUCAGAGAAACAUACAGUACGAGAUCACCCCGGCGUGGUGUUUGUCCUUUCGGAUGAACCACCUCUCUCAGUUGUAUUCUGCCUAGGACUGGGCACUGGGAUGCUGUGGGCACACUACUUCCAAGUGCCACUCCAGCGGUGGAUUCCAGUGGCUUAUUUUAGCUCCUUCCCCGUGACCUUUCCUCCUUCCCUCGUUCCUUAGCUCCACCCAACGAAAGGACAGGAGUAAGAGGUGGUGAUGAGGUGGUGAUGAGGUGGUAGGAUGAGGUACGGAGGAAGGGAGGCUUUUCCCAGGGGCAUCAUCCGCGCUCAGCGUGCCACCUGGACAGUUACGGGGUGGAUGGAGAGUGGUGGAGCCGCAGUUGGAUCGCCGAUACGGCGAACGUGUAAAAAAAAAAAAAAAAAAAAAAAAAAAAAGGUUCCCGUAACGGCCUCUCUCCAGGAUCGUUCUCCGCUCCUCCGAGGAGCGUUUAAUGGAUUGGAACGCUCUUAAAGAUGGUGGACCUCGAUCCAUUUCCGGGUCACGUUAGGCCCGAGGUCGGGAUAGAAUAAAUGAUGUCAACAAGGUGGUCGCUGUGCAUCAACCAGUGAUACAGGCCAAUCCGUUGUUCCUCAGGUACAGGACAAUAUGUUACAAAGAAUAGAAUAGAAUGGUAAUCGAAUAGAAUAGAAAAAUAGAAAAGUAAUAGCAUAGAAUAAUAAUAGAAUAAGGGCUCAUUCCAAUUGCUUAUUUUUCUUCACAGCUUUCCUUUGCUUGCUCUUGGCCCGGAAAUUGAUCGAGGUCCGCCAUCCUUAAAGAUGUUCCAACGCUUUAAAUGUUCCUUCCAGGAACUGGGAGUAGAAGUUAAGAACUCCUAAACUACCCUUUCUUGUGAGGAAACACAUCCUUUGUGGACUUUUUUAAAUUUUUAUAUAGCAUGAUGUAUAAAUUACCGACCUGUGGGUCCACCUCUCCCCAUCUGCCACGUCUGUAACUGACGUGGCUUCGAACCGACAUUUGAGGGAGUGAGGGCGGUCCGUUUGCCUAAUUCAGAAACGAAAAAGAAAAAAGGAAAAAGAAGAGAGCAAACUGCAAUGAACCCUAGCUCUCAUGUAGUGUCAGCUCUGUCAGCAUUUUUACUUCCUUGAUUCUCUUCUUUCACAUAAGAAGUCCCCCCUUUUUCUUAUUUUACAAGUACCAGAAAGUCUUAUUUUGUCUGUUUGUUUUGCCUUCAUUUUAACAAUGUAUUUCUGCCUGAAACUUUUGAACUGUACAAAAACAAAUGUCAUGUACAUAUACAUUUAAAAAGUGCUAUGACUGUAUUUUACAGACACAUGAAUAGGACAGAUGGAGUUGGUGUGGCUUCCCAUACAUGAAGUAUUACGAGCAAAUUCAAUUUUCAUAUACUGGGCGGCCUGUAGUGUAGUGGUUGAGGUAAAUAACUGGGACAUGUGAGGUCGGUGGUUCUAAUCCCACAAUCCCCCUUAUUGUGGUGGUUCGAAUCCCUGGUGUAGCCACAAUAAGAUCCACACAGCCGUUGGGCCCUUGAGCAAAGCCCUUAACCCUGAAUUGCUCCAGGGGAGGAUUGUCUCCUGCUGUACAUUGCUCUGGAUAAGAGCGUCUGCCAAAUGCCAAUAAUGUAAUAGUGUAAUGCAAUGUAUGAUGAAGUGGGAAAAUUAUUAUUUAAAAAAAAAAGAUUUGUCUAUAAACGGUCCAAGGAAUAAGAAUGUGGCAGUGUCAGUUUGGCAAUGCAUUCGGCCAUUGCUUUUGAUCUACAAUAACAUCAGCCAAAGAAGCCGUACACUGCAAAAAACGUAUCUGAACAAGUGCAUUGAGACUUAAAACCAUAAAUUUUUAAACAGUAGAAAAUAGUAGUUUUGCUUCAGUUAAUUACUUUGCUUACUUUGCAAAUAAAACUGUCACACCUCUUUGGCAAUAUUUUGUCUUACUUAGCAAAAAAGUCAUAGAAAUGUAAAAAGUCUAAAUAUACUAAAAUAUACAAAAUACUUGUUAGGACAGAUUUAUUUUUAGUUGUUUUUGCAGUGACGCCACUUUGCACUGAUGGGUCAGCAGCAGAAAUCAUGGACAUCUGCCCGAAACAGGGGCAGCUCUGAGUCCCACAGGCCAGACAUACUCUGAGCUUCCUGGUCAACUCUCUGCCAGCACAUCACAAACCAUUCAAUUAAUUUUUUUCACAGCAAAAUGGAGGCAUUUUUUGGCAAAGGGAAACGGCCUAGGGUGGAUUCUGCUUGAGCCAUAAUGUAACUUAGGGUCCAGAGCAGUAGUUAAUUAUGCUUUCAGAAUGGAAACUUGUGCGCCUUAUGUAUUCUAAGCCCUGAUAGUGAUAAAAGUGUGGUUUUAAAAAGUGUUAUUUCCUCUGUGGCCUGAACAGCCACUGUGACUGCUGACUGUGUCAGAAAAAAUGGUUUACAAAGUUAACUCACUGUGCAUGCACUGUGGCUUUGCAUCAACUGUGUUUGUGGUUUUGUACAAAUCAAUCGAUUGGCUUGCGUACACUUUCGUAGAUGUAAUUCAUCAUAAUGCAGAAAUGAUUGUAGUUUUAAAAUUGAAUUAUUUACUUUUUGGUCCCUUUUUUGUUGUUGUUUGUUUUAGCUUUUGUUGAGGAUAUCACUGCUGUACUAGCAGAUUUGCUGGAGUUUCACAAAUUAAAUGAUAUUCAUCAACUGCC